Molecule: messenger RNA, 506 nt
Organism: Aspergillus brunneoviolaceus CBS 621.78
Lineage: Eukaryota; Fungi; Ascomycota; Eurotiomycetes; Eurotiales; Aspergillaceae
Exons: 1
Coding region: 23-268 (81 amino acids)
Source: RefSeq, a predicted model, not a curated record
GUAACUAAUCAGAUCGCGUCAGAUGGCGGGUCAACUCGACAGUGUCAUCCCACUGAAGAUGCUGCAUGAUCCUUCUCUGAGUGCGCAAGACGCUACGAACGCGGCAUGCGAAGAUUUGAUCCAAUCGAAAAGAGUCUUCCAGGAAGCCGAGUCCUCAUUGUCGGACAGUGACGCGUUCAGACAGCUGAGCGCGGCCACCAAGGCUGACGUUCGCACGCUCCUCACGGGAUGCAAGAAUAUGAUGGUGGGCAACGUGAAGUGGUCGUAAGUCCCGUUCCACUCGAGGUUCUGCCAGCUCUCACAAUUCUAACCGGUUACUUCGGAGCAUAGACUCGCGAAUGACCGGUAUCUUUCUCGGAAGGAUUCCCAAGAUCGCGCCGUUCGACUCCACCUAUGAUACCGUCCCCGCGCCCAUUGUGUGUUUCUCCAUUGGUACUUUAUCUUGUUGUAGGAAGGAGGGGCAUUCGGGAAACCUUGGUCCUCUAUCUAGCUCGCGUUAUCGAUUG